UAUUAUUCACAGGAUAGACUUCAAAUUCGAUAUCAAGGAAGAUUAAAACAUUUAAUCCAAAAAUAUAAGAAAAAAAUGAAAAAAAAAUAAUUUUUAGAGUUAGAAAACUUGACCUGACCAAUACGAUUUUGCCGCGACUAAUGUCCGGACCGAUAUAAAACUGCUAAUUUCUUUUUUAUCUUUGGAAGGAUUAACUUCAAAUUUAGUAGCAAGGAAGAUUUCGACAUUUAACAAAGAAAUAUAAAGAAAUGAAAAGAAAACAAAUAUUCAAAAGACCAAAAAACUUGACCUGACCAACAUAGGCUAUUCACCAAAAAAAGACAUGUUCGUUUAAAAAAUAGAAAGACUAUGUAUAUUUCUUAAAUAAAUGUCUUUAAGUUUGAUAAAUAUCAAUAUUUUAUUAAAUAUUUAAAUGACAAAAAGAAAAAAAUGUGAACAAGUAUUGCAAGGGUAAAAAUAUAUUGACCUGACAUUGUCGAACUUGUCCUGAUCAAUUUUCUAACUGAAAGAAAAUGUUAACCUCUUACCUUAAAUUAUUGAAAUUGAAAAUAUCCGAUCACAAUGAUAUUACAACAUUGAACGCAGAAAGAUACUGUUGAAAUGAAACGAAAGAGAAAUAUUAGAACCAGUUGCUGAAUGUUUUCGUAUUGACCAGAUGUUCAACGAACUGCAACCAACCAUCGACAACUACAACACCGUGGUACUUCACGUUGGCGCCAACGACCUCUCCCAUGGUUCAUCAGUAAAGACUCUACUCAGGAAAUACCAACAACUGACAUCAGACAUUUGGCACAGCAACCCAACAGCAGACAUCAUCAUAUCUGGAGUCCUACCUAGAGCCGACAACCAAUUCCCAGGGGCACUUCUGCGCACCAACUUCCUAACGGAACUCAACCAGAGAGCUCGGCUACUCAAUACCAAACUACAGUUACUAGCUACCCGAGUUCCAAGACUCCACUACGUUGGUCACCCGUCAUUCGCCCAGAAAGGUACUAUCCAGAGACACCUACUCAGUCGAGAUGGUCUUCAUCUAAGCUACCGUGGUACAUCAACUGUGGUGAAAGACAUCGAGAGCGCCAUUCGUCAUCUACGCAAAACCAAGGAUACUCAUGACAGCAUCUGGGACCUACCAACGUCAACACCAACGUCAACACCAACGCCAACACCAAAAGCACCUACACCAAUGCCUGACCCAACUGAACCAGCUGUAGACCAAUCACUGUACCGAACUGCACUACUCACUUUACCGAUACGAACACCAACACCAACACCAAAACCAGUACUAACUUCAACAGGUAUUCAGGUGAUUGAAGAGUGGCCUGCUCUUCCACGGGUAUGUUAUCUGGUAUCUUCUCUUAUUAACACUUCAUCUACCUCUAACACUGUGCAUGUUCCUACCACCACGUCCUCAUCUGUUCCAGCAUGUACCAUCUCACCAAAUCCUGUUUGUGUCGCACCUACCUCCACUUCUAGCCGCUCACCCACUUCCACUUCUUACCGCUUGUCUACCUCCACUUCUAACCGCUUGCCUACCUCCACUUCUAACCGCUUGCCUACUUCCACUUCUAACCGCUUGCCUACCUCCACUUCUAACCGCUUGCCUACCUCCACUUCUAACCGCUUGCCUACCUCCACUUCCAACCGUUUACCUACCUCCACUUCUAACCGCUUGCCUACCUCCACUUCUAACCGCUUGCCUAACUCCACUUCUAACCGUUUACCUACCUCCACUUCUAACCGCUUGCCUACCUCCACUUCUAAUCACUCACCGUCGUCUGUUACUAACACUCCCAUCUAUUUUAAAGGUGCCGGUCAUGUUUUGUCUAAUUUUUAUCCAUGUAUUCUUACUUUCCAGGGGUUAACCUUCAGUAGUUCUGAACAUUUGUAUCAGUAUCGCAAGGCUGUCGAGCAUUCCGAUUUCCAUUUGGCGCAUCUUAUUCGUUCAGCUUCGACAGCCAAGGACUGCAAAGUCCUUUCAAAACAUGUAAAAACUAACCAGAAUUGGUUAUUAUUCAGGCAGGACAUCAUGCUUGAAGUUUUGGCAGUUAAAUUAGAUCAGUGUGCAAAAUUCAAAAAAUAUUUACUUAGUACAAAAUUAUCUGAACUGAUACACAAUGUAGCAGACACUUUCUGGGGUAUUGGUUGGAAUGGCAGUGGUACCAACAUUCAGGGUAAGCUUUUGAUGCAGUUACGGUAUAGUAUUGCUAACACUCCUUCAGUUAACUCACUAGUUACCACCACUCCUAUUGCUAACACUCCUUCAGUUAACUCACCAGUUACCACAACCACUCCUACUGAUAACACUCCGUCAGUUAACUCCCCAGUUACCACCACUACUAUUGCUACCACUCCUUCUGUUAACUCACCAGUUACCACCACUCCUAUUGCUAACACUCCUCCCGUUUUAAUUGGUGGUGGUGUCACAGUUUAUUCAGUUACAGAUCAUAUUCAUCAGAGUGCCAUUGUGGAUAUUUUAACUGAUCCAGAUACAUCACGUACAUCCGACAUGCCACCAGCAAAGCCUAAGGGAAACGAGAUAACAGGAACUUAG
This is a messenger RNA of Mytilus californianus (California mussel), 2551 nucleotides long. RefSeq lists its product as uncharacterized. The record is from RefSeq and is a predicted model, not a curated record. The coding region runs from base 656 to 2551 and encodes 631 amino acids. Lineage: Eukaryota; Metazoa; Mollusca; Bivalvia; Mytilida; Mytilidae. The transcript has 3 exons.